Messenger RNA from Selaginella moellendorffii, 2008 nucleotides. RefSeq names its product protein pleiotropic regulatory locus 1. The coding region runs from base 31 to 1467 and encodes 478 amino acids. Gene Ontology annotation, cellular component: Prp19 complex; precatalytic spliceosome; catalytic step 2 spliceosome. The record is from RefSeq and is a predicted model, not a curated record. Gene Ontology annotation, molecular function: protein binding. The transcript is spliced from 16 exons. Lineage: Eukaryota; Viridiplantae; Streptophyta; Lycopodiopsida; Selaginellales; Selaginellaceae. Gene Ontology annotation, biological process: mRNA splicing, via spliceosome.
UAGGGCUUUUUGGCUAGGGUUUUAGAGAGUAUGCCCGCGGCAAUGGAGGCGACGCAGGCGAUGGACGUCGAUGAGGCGCCCUUGGUGCCGUCAGAGAAGCCGCAAUCGAUCGAGCAGCUCACGCUUUCGUCGCUGCAGCAAGCCGCGGAGUUCUUCGGCAACGCUCCUCCAGAUCCGGUAGGCGCCGAGAGCCGGAGAAUCAGGACUGCUUAUAAGCACGCGGAGUAUGCUGUGGUGAAAGAUCUCCCACAAAUCACACAGCAGCCUCUGAAAAACGCGUACGCAUUAACGAAUGCUGCUGUGACUGCCGCUACAGAUGUGAAGCCUGCGGCUUUGCCAGAUGCUUCACCCGGUCAGAUUGUUCGUGCGGGCCCUGUCGGUCCUCAGCCUGCGUUUACUCCUUCCGGAACACCAGAAAGUGGUAUAGCGAGAUACCAACCGAGUGCGGCUGUAAUGCGAAGGCUUCCCAGUAGGUGGCCGAAGCCGGAGUGGCAUGCUCCAUGGAAGAACUAUAGAGUUAUUAGUGCUCACUUGGGAUGGGUUCGAGCGAUAGCCUUCGAUCCAGGAAACGAGUGGUUCUGUACGGGAUCUGCAGAUCGUACAAUAAAAAUUUGGGAUACUGCCUCAGCUACCCUGAAGUUGACGUUAACAGGACAUGUUGAGCAAGUUCGAGGGCUGGCUGUUAGUCCACGCCAUCCUUACAUGUUUUCGGCUGGAGACGACAAGCAAGUGAAAUGUUGGGAUCUCGAAUACAACAAGGUUAUCCGAUCCUACCAUGGGCACUUAAGUGGAGUUUACUGUCUUACGCUUCAUCCUACUCUGGAUAUACUCUUAACAGGAGGAAGGGAUUCCGUCUGUCGAGUCUGGGAUAUGCGGACAAAAGCUCAAAUUUUUGCUCUAUCUGGGCACGACAACACUGUAUGCUCGGUGAUAACACAAGCCACAGAUCCACAAGUGGUGACUGGAUCUCACGACUGCACGGUCAAGCUAUGGAAUCUAGCAGCGGGAAAGACACUCUCGACUUUGACAUUUCACAAAAAGUCGGUGCGCGCACUGGCCUUGCAUCCGCUACAGCCCGCGUUUGCAUCUGCCUCAGCGGACAAUAUUAAGAAGUUCAGCUUGCCGAGGGGCGAGUUUGUGCACAACAUGCUCUCACAGCAAAAGGCUAUCGUUAACUGCAUGGCUUUGAACGAAGAGAACGUGCUUGUAACAGGAGGUGAUAAUGGAAGCAUCUGGUUCUGGGAUUGGACGAGCGGCCAUAACUUCCAGCAAACUCAAACCAUCGUUCAGCCAGGUUCGCUGGAUGCCGAAGCGAGUAUCUUUGCGGCUUCUUUCGACAUCACCGGGACCCGACUUGUAACUUGCGAAGCUGACAAGACGAUAAAAAUGUGGAGGCAAGACGAGAACGCCACGCCUCAGACGCAUCCGCUCAACUUCAGGCCUCCAAGGGACAUUCGAAGGUUUUAGUUCUCUCGGUAUUGCUUGUACGCUAAAGUUGCAGGCUCACAUCAAACUUCCCUUACCGUACGUAGCGCUCGCAAACUGUGACUCGAGGUGGUGGAGCUUGAGCUGCGUCCAGCACUUUUGCAACUCGUCCUCGAUCUCUUUCCGGCUCUUGGCGAGCUGGAUGUGGAGAGCCUCGUACUUGGCCUUUUGGCUUUCCGGAUCCAGCGACUUGGUUUCGUUCUCGAGCGCUAGCAGCUCCUCCUUGAUCCUCUUGAGGCCGUCGCCCAUGGUCACGUACUUUUGGCGGAGGUGGGAGGGCGUGACGCUGAGAGACUUUUGCUGGAGCUCGCGGAGCUCGUCCUUGCACUUGGCAAGGCUGGCGCUGAUCUCAUCGUACUUGGUGUGGAGCGAUGAUCCGUUGGUGGCCGCCGUGUUGGUGGCCUUGGAUUCGCAGCGUUGGUGGUGGCUUAAGUCCUCCAGCUGCAGUGAAGAGUUUCUUUUCAAAGGCUUGGGUCAGUGGAAUUGGAUUGGAAUGAAAGGAAAGAAGAAGAUUUGAAAGGUU